AUGGUAAAGAAGUUGAAAACCAAGAAUCCGUCGUUGUUGUAUGUUUGCGAUACUGUCAUGGGCGAUGGCGGUUGUUUAUAUGUGGCACCGGAGAUUGUGCCAUUGUACCGUCAAAUUAUGCAUAUUGCAGAUUUGGUCACACCGAAUCAAUUCGAAGCCGAAACACUGGCGGAAGUGAAAAUUGAUUCACUAGCCUCUGCCUGCCAGGCUGCAGAACAAUUGCAUACGUUUGGUUGUCCGCGAGUGGUCAUUACUUCAAUGGCUGUUCCAUUAUCCGAUAUUCCGGCCGACAUCCGUCUUCCCACCUCUUCCGAAGAUUCACUUUAUUGUUUAACCAGCGAGAAAACCUCUCAUGGUUUAGAACAGCAUAUUAUUGCCUUUCCCACCUACACUGGCUAUUUCACCGGAACAGGUGAUCUCUUUUCCGCUCUCAUGGUCGCUCGUUUACAGCAAGCCAACGAAACUGGAGCUUCGUUGGCUACCGCUGCAUUGCAAGUAGUGUCUUCGGUCAAUGCCGUAACCAAGAAGACCUGGUUAUACCAACGGAAAUAUGUCAACAUUACCAGUCAUGGUGAAGCCGAUCUCAUCGAACAGAAACCCAAUGCCCCGGACCUUAUUCGUCGAUGUGAAUUGCGUAUUGUCCAAGGAAAGCCCGAGAUAGAAGACCCCUCCUUAAUAGGCCAAGGUGUCAUCAAAAUGACUAGAUUGUAA
Molecule: messenger RNA, 711 nt
Organism: Radiomyces spectabilis
Lineage: Eukaryota; Fungi; Mucoromycota; Mucoromycetes; Mucorales; Radiomycetaceae
Product: pyridoxal kinase
Exons: 2
Coding region: 1-711 (236 amino acids)
Biological process (GO): pyridoxal 5'-phosphate salvage
Cellular component (GO): cytosol
Molecular function (GO): pyridoxal kinase activity
Source: RefSeq, a predicted model, not a curated record